This is a messenger RNA of Onychostoma macrolepis, 696 nucleotides long. RefSeq lists its product as uncharacterized. The transcript is spliced from 3 exons. Gene Ontology annotation, biological process: negative regulation of T cell proliferation; cellular response to lipopolysaccharide; T cell costimulation. The record is from RefSeq and is a predicted model, not a curated record. NCBI's taxonomy places the organism in Eukaryota, Metazoa, Chordata, Actinopteri, Cypriniformes, Cyprinidae. The coding region runs from base 1 to 696 and encodes 231 amino acids. Gene Ontology annotation, cellular component: external side of plasma membrane.
AUGAGGGACCACUUAUAUCUUUUCAUCUUUAUGUUUCAUUUCAGUACAGACUGUAUUGUUUCAGAUAUGGAUCAGACAAUAAAAAUAACAGGAUACACAGGUGGUUCAGUUGUGCUGCCCUGCUCCUGUGCUGACACUCAGUCUACAGCCACAACAUUCAUCUGGGAGUUUCAGCAGCAAAAUCAGUGGUUUCAAGUAUUUCAAGAUGUGAAAUACAGCGGCAGACGUGUGCUGUUUAAUGAAAGUUCUCCAACAAAUCUGUCUCUUCUCAUUUCUGACCUCAGAAUGGACGACCAGGGCUACUAUGGCUGUAAGACUGAAGCAAAUAGAAUUACAUAUGUUGACUUAAAAGUUAAAGGGUGUGAUCUGGUUGAGAACAGAAGGACAGUUGUAGUGACUGGAUAUUCAGGAGAGUCUGUGGUUCUGCCCUGUUCCUGCACUGAACUACUGGCUAAACCUCAACAGAUACAAUGGAUGUAUCUGAUAGAGAAUACAUAUAAAGAAAUUUACCCAAAUGAACAGACUGAGAAUUACAAGAACAGAGUCAAACUGUUAAAUCCAAACACUCCAGGAAAUCUUUCUCUACACAUAUCAGCACUGACCACAGAGGACCAAGGGCACUAUCAGUGUUUUGUCUCGUCUCAGCAAGUAGUCGGCUUCAUACUUACUGUACUUCACGCUGAAGGUACAAUGUAA